Tetranychus urticae (two-spotted spider mite) is the source of this 1976-nucleotide messenger RNA. RefSeq names its product solute carrier family 25 member 44. Gene Ontology annotation, biological process: branched-chain amino acid catabolic process; branched-chain amino acid transport. NCBI's taxonomy places the organism in Eukaryota, Metazoa, Arthropoda, Arachnida, Trombidiformes, Tetranychidae. The record is from RefSeq and is a predicted model, not a curated record. Gene Ontology annotation, molecular function: branched-chain amino acid transmembrane transporter activity. Gene Ontology annotation, cellular component: mitochondrion.
GUUUACAUAUGAUCUUUUAGGUUUGUGAUGUUUCAAUUUUUUGCUUUGUUUACAUUUUUGAGUUAAUAAUUAUUUCAUCAAAUGUGAUAAUUUUUUUGUUUUGAUGCUUAUAAAACAUUUUAAACUGCUGUGCAAUUCACUGAAUUUACCUUGCUAUCUAAUUUUUGCUAUUUCUCAAUGACUGUUAAAUAGCCCUCUUGAGAAGUGUCACUGAGCUAUUUUGCUCAUUUCAACUCUAUCUUGUUCUUGCCUUGACUUUCAGAUGUGUUAUAGUUAUUCUUUAUCAAAAUCAUAUUACAAUCAAAUGCAAAUCAAUUUUUUUGAUUUCGAAGGAAUAAGAAAUCAAAAAACCGCUGUACAUUAUUGUAGCAAAUUAUCCUGUUAGUGAGUUGGCAAAAUAAUUGUCGAAAUAAGAACCAAAAAUGAAGCUAAUCGACUCAAUUGAACCUAAUCAUAUGAUUACCAUUGAAUGGCAGAUGAUGGAUCCCGCUAAGUAUCUACCUCUUAGCUUAGUUAAUGCUGUUGCUAUUCGAACUAUUCUUUACCCAUUGACUGUGAUCAAAACUCGAAUGCAGGUACAAACUUCAAAUUCAGUCUAUAGAGGUACUUAUGAUGCUUGUUUUAAAAUUGUCCAACGAGAAGGAUUUCCCGGCUUGUACAAAGGCUUUUUUGUCAAUACAAUGCAAGUUGGUUCUGGUCUCGCUUAUAUUCUCACCUAUGAGAACGUCAAAUAUUUGCUAUCCAGCUAUGGUAAAAUUCAAGAUACUAGUGUCAGAAGCCUCAUUGCUGGUGGAAUUGGUUCAAUUAUUAGCCAAACAAUAAUAACACCUUUUGAUAUUGUGUCUCAACACAUGAUGGUAAUUUCGGGUAGAAAGAAGGGUAAAAAUACCAAUAAAUUUUCCGCAUUCGCCAAUCCAUUGCAUCUCAACAAACAAGAGGUAGAAAAAUAUGGUAUACCUUACUCUAUUGUGCGAGAACUAAGGCGGAAAGAUGGUUUCAGAGGUUAUUAUCGAGGCUAUUUUGCUUCGCUAGCCUUUUAUGUUCCUAAUAGUGCUCUUUGGUGGUACUAUUAUGAAAAAUUUUCAGCAAUCAUCCAUAACUCACUUCCAGUUGAAACAUGGCAACUUUUAAUUCGAAGUUGCGCAGCAGUUCUAAGCGGUGCCACAGUUGCAGUUCUUACCAAUCCUUUGGAUUUAAUUCGUGCCAAUUUUCAGAUCCAACGACUUGACUCUUAUUCAGCAACGGUUCGUAAGUUAUGGAAAGAUGAACACUUAGGGCUAUUUUACAAAGGUUUGUCGCCAAGAAUCACGCAAAGCUGUUUAUCAUCAGUUUUUGUUUCCAUUGGCUACGAAACAAUGAAAAGAUUAAGUUUACGGGAAGAAUACGAGGACAAGAUCAAGUGGUAAUCCAUAUUGAAGUUAGUCGAUCACACAAUUAAAAAUGCAUCAAAGCAAAAGAAAAAUAAAAAGCAACUCUAAUUUAACGUGGACCACUGUGAUAAACAUGAAAGACAAAACUUAAAGCUUCAAGCUUCUUAGGAAAGCAAAAGUCUUGUUAAUUGUCAUUUUAUAUCUUUCAGCUUCUUUUAUUAAUUUUUUGUUUCCUUUUCUCUCUUCGCAAAACUCGUUCGUAAAUUUAACGACAAAAAUUGACUAAAAAACAUCAAAUAGCAAGAAUCCAUCGAAAUAUGUAAAGAAGUCAUGAAUACAAAAUCUUCAUCGUUCAAUAGAAUACAAAAUUCCUAGAUUUUAGGCUUUGUAUAUUUUGUUUCUCCUCUACUUUAUGAAACAAAUAAUCAAUUGGAUUGUAUUUUAAUCUUCGUAACCUUUCCUUGGCUCGUGAUUUUGAAUAGAUUGGAUUACGCUAUGAAAUAUCAUGAUGAGCUCCCAUAAAGAUUAUUAAAUUAAUCAUUGUUAAUUGAUAUUGUACAAAACAGAAAAAAAGAAUCAAGAUUAAACGACGCUUUCAUCAACUUA